AUGACCUAUUGUUUGGAGCCACAAUUAUCGUCGAUAGGACCAUCCUUGGUGGAAAGGCGUCGUUCAACGCGUUCCUUGGGUCAACCCCCUAAUAUUAAAACCGUCAAGCCAACUUUGGUAACAUCCAAUCAUUCGACCAAAUCAGGUGAACAUGUGACGGAAAGAUUAAAGACAGUGCCAUUUAAAGAGCUUGAAAAGAUGAUUGCGGAUCUAAAAAAGGAAAACUUUGAUCUCAAACUAAGGCUAUUUCAUUUAGAAGAUGCACAACGAGAGCAACAUGAUCAGCAAAACCAAAAGCAACGAAGCGUUGGUACACAGACACCCAUGGAAAAGGCAACUGUGUCAUCAUCACCAAGAACGUUUUAUACCGCCUUUGAAGCAUCAGCUGAAGGAAUUGCAUUGUUGCCAGGUGAACAGGUGACGAUCUUUGAGCAUGACGACGAUGACUAUUAUAGCAACCACAACAGCAACACCAUGGAUACAAUGACGAAAGCGUUUUCAAAAGUGGAGAUUGGAGCAACAGCAGCAGAGGACAAUGAUACGUCUAUGGAUAAAGUGCAGGGAUGGUUGCAAGAGUUAGAAGAUGAUGAGGGCUUGAUCAGUGGACAAGAAGAACAAGAUGAUAAAGACGACGAUCAAAUUAGCCCACUGCACAUCAACCAUACCACGUGGUAG
Molecule: messenger RNA, 675 nt
Organism: Lichtheimia ornata
Lineage: Eukaryota; Fungi; Mucoromycota; Mucoromycetes; Mucorales; Lichtheimiaceae
Exons: 3
Coding region: 1-675 (224 amino acids)
Cellular component (GO): microtubule organizing center
Source: RefSeq, a predicted model, not a curated record